GUUCUCCUCCCACUCCUUCCCAUUCCUUUUCUGAACAUUCUUGAGCUGUGCUCUUUAGUUUAAUCCUUUAAUAUCUUGUUCGCAUCAACUCGUUCGAUCAUCCCACAUCAUCCAGCAAAAUGAAGCCCGUCGCCUUCCUCGUCUCGGCUCUUGCCACGCUGACCGUCGCCGCCCCCGCCCCCGCGGCCCCCUCCGCGGACCUGGACAAGCGCUCCUUUGCCUUCGAUCUCAAUGCAUUCAACAAUCUCCAGGGCUUCCAGCAGGUGAAUUUGAACUACCUGCUCAACAUCAACUCCCUCCAGCUCCAACUGCUCGGCAACCUGGCCAACACCAACAACCUCAACAUCCUGCAGUUCCAGCCGCUGUUCUCCCAGCAGGUCUUUGACCUUCAGUCCCUGCUUCAGCUGCAGUCGCUGCACACCUUUCUGCAGGUCUCUCAGCUUGGCGUUCUGAGCGGCUUCGACCUCUCCUCCCUCCGGCUGGCGCAGCUCAACCUCGGCCUCCUCAACAACGUCGGCGUGCUCGAUCUGCAGCAGUUCAUCUCUCCCAACGUGGUCACCCAGGUCCAGACCGUAGCAUCCCAAGUCGUCGUCCCCAAGCAGUAAUCAUCUCCCGUUACUCGAUCCCUAAACACGACACUCGCGGCCACUUGCUUCUGCCCUUCUCCAGCACAAGCGGGCGUGGCAGGAUACGAUCGAAAAAUGUAGGAAACGGUGAUGGAAUUCGAAAGCUGUUGCGAACGUUGGCUGGUCAUCAUUUAUCUA
Chaetomium strumarium is the source of this 764-nucleotide messenger RNA. RefSeq lists its product as uncharacterized. Lineage: Eukaryota; Fungi; Ascomycota; Sordariomycetes; Sordariales; Chaetomiaceae. The coding region runs from base 120 to 605 and encodes 161 amino acids. The record is from RefSeq and is a predicted model, not a curated record. The transcript is spliced from 3 exons.